GACCCCGCGCUCUACUUCCCGCUGUCCUGCUACGAGCGGCUGCUGGCUCCCCUGCCGCCGCACUGCAGCCUCUUCAACGCGGGCUCACGCAUACCGGAGCCGGUGCGCCUGGCGUACAGGGGCCAGUUCCGCCCGCGUGCCUCCCCCGACGACAUCUCCGCCCGCCUGCAGCGCAUGCCUCCCUCCCUGCGGACCGCGCUCAUGCCCUUCCAGCGGCAGGGCGUGGAGUUUGGGCUGGCGCGGGGCGGCCGCUGCCUGAUUGCAGACGAGAUGGGGGUGGGCAAGACGGUGCAGGCGAUUGCGCUGGCGUCGUGCUACGAGGAGGAGUGGCCGCUGCUGUGUAUCGUGCCCGCGAGUCUGCGGCUGGUGUGGGCGGAGGAGCUGGAGAAGUGGCUGCCGCACAUCAGGCCCAGCCACAUCCAUGUCAUCGAGGGCAAGGCCAACCGCCUAACUGGCCGAGUGGCGAGAGGCCAGGCGCUUCCCCGCAUCACCAUCACCAGCUACGAGAUGAUGCGCCGCCUCACAUGUCCCGCCUGUUCCAAGAUCCGGCUGGCACCGCCACCGCCGCCAGCAGCGGUAGAUAAGGGGGAUAAGACUGCCGGGAAGGGCAGCGCCUCCGCAGCUGACGGUGUUGCGGGCGGGCGGAGCGUUGCUGGUGGUGGUGGUGGCGGCGGCAAGGCAGUAUGCUGGGGACCCG
Astrephomene gubernaculifera is the source of this 697-nucleotide messenger RNA. Lineage: Eukaryota; Viridiplantae; Chlorophyta; Chlorophyceae; Chlamydomonadales; Astrephomenaceae. The record is from the annotation of a GenBank genome assembly.